Messenger RNA from Aspergillus ochraceoroseus IBT 24754, 1040 nucleotides. Its product is annotated as chorismate mutase ARO7. Gene Ontology annotation, molecular function: chorismate mutase activity. The record is from RefSeq and is a predicted model, not a curated record. Bases 90 to 893 code for a protein of 267 amino acids. The transcript is spliced from 3 exons. Gene Ontology annotation, cellular component: cytoplasm. Gene Ontology annotation, biological process: chorismate metabolic process; aromatic amino acid biosynthetic process. NCBI's taxonomy places the organism in Eukaryota, Fungi, Ascomycota, Eurotiomycetes, Eurotiales, Aspergillaceae.
GCCUUUCACUCUUUUCCAACCCUCCAUCUUAUAACUCCCAGAUCAUCUCGAGGAAUUUAUAGAGAUACAGAGACCACACACCUGUCACCAUGGACGCAGCCAUUGAUCUUUCCAAUGCCUCCAAGGCAUUAGACCUCGCCAACAUCCGCUUCCAAUUAAUUCGUCUAGAAGACACAAUCACCUUCCACCUCAUCGAACGGGCGCAGUUCCCACUCAACCAAACCAUCUACGUCCCCGGCGGCGUCAAGAUCCCCGGCGACGAGGUCAGUCUGAUGGACUACGUCCUCCGCGAGCAAGAACGCCUCCAGUCGCGCGUGCGCCGGUACGAAUCCCCAGACGAACACCCCUUCUUCCCCGAGGCCCUGGAGGACCCCAUCCUGCAGCCGCUCACGUACCCGAAAAUCCUGCACGACAAUGACGUCAACGUCAACGAGACCAUCAAACAGCGAUACACGGCGGACAUCCUGCCGGCGAUAUGCCCGCAGUUCGGCGGACGCGGCGACCGCGGCGAAACCCAGGAGAACUACGGCUCCUCGGCGACGUGCGACGUGAACUGUCUGCAGGCGCUGUCGCGGCGCAUCCACUUUGGGAAGUUUGUCGCCGAGGCCAAGUUCCAGAAGGACCCCGAGCGGUUCGCGCGGCUGAUCAAGGCCGGGGAUCGCGCCGGCAUUGAUCGCGCCAUUACCGAUGCCAGGGUCGAGCAGAAGGUGUUGGAGCGGUUGGCCCUCAAGGCGAAGACUUACGGCACUGAUCCGGCGUUUGCUAGUGAAUCGGGCCCCAAGAUCGAUGUCAAUGCCGUGCAGGCUAUGUAUAAGGAAUAUGUUAUUCCCCUGACCAAGGUGGUCGAAGUGGAGUACCUGAUGCAGCGCUUGAAGGGUACACAAUGGGAGUGAAUUUUUAUGCCUGCCAAUUGAUUCCCCCCCCCCCAAAAAAAAAUAUUAGUAUCUUUCCAUAAUUCCAUGCCGUGACGAGAACUCGUAAUAUAGAUCAUUAAUAGAUUCAAUUAAAAAACAAGAUCUGCUAUCAUCAAAACUUUUUGU